Stegostoma tigrinum is the source of this 1664-nucleotide messenger RNA. It is a transcript of the gene pcgf6, whose product is annotated as polycomb group ring finger 6. The record is from RefSeq and is a predicted model, not a curated record. Gene Ontology annotation, biological process: regulation of transcription by RNA polymerase II. The coding region runs from base 8 to 892 and encodes 294 amino acids. The transcript is spliced from 10 exons. NCBI's taxonomy places the organism in Eukaryota, Metazoa, Chordata, Chondrichthyes, Orectolobiformes, Stegostomatidae. Gene Ontology annotation, cellular component: PRC1 complex.
CCCGUCCAUGGUUGCCUAUGCGGAGGGGGAAGCGCGCAGAGCGAUGUCGAGAUCCGAUGAGGAAGAGAUGGAUUUUGGUGGAUUCUCUCGAUUUGACAGUCGAAGUAGCUCAGCCGGAAACAGUGAGCUGGAGUCCUGGCAGGAGGAGGAUGAAUCAUCUGAGGGAGAAGUGGCACAAGAUGAGCAGAGUAUUUGUCUUGCUGAUGUGAAUCCAUAUAUUCUGUGUCCUGUCUGUGGAGGCUACUUUAUUGAUGCGACUACCAUCACAGAAUGUCUGCACACAUUCUGUAAGAGCUGUAUUGUGAAACAUUUUGACUACAGCAACCGUUGUCCAAAAUGCAACAUUAUUGUCCAUCAGACACAACCACUGUAUAACAUAAGACUGGACAGAAAACUACAAGAUAUCGUUUACAAGCUCGUACCCAACUUAGAAAGCAGUGAAAAGAAGCGACUUCACGAUUUCUACAGAGAAAGAGGACUAGAGGUUCCUAGACCAGUUGUCCAGGUGCCCAGCAAUGGUAAAGUGAACCGUAUCCGAUCGCUGAAUAAGAAGCUGGCAUUACCCAUGGUUCCCCUGGACUGUCCGUCAUCACCUCAUCUUGAGAUCUCAUUGGUGCUAGAAUUUAUCGGAGCUGAUCUUGGAGUUGGUGACUACAAGCCAUUGCAAAAGAAAUACAUUCGUGUCUCAGAGGAAGCUACGAUUCGACAUGUUGAAAAGUUCAUUAGGAAGAAGCUGGAAUUGGACCCAAUCUGUCAGGUAGAUAUCAUCUGUGGAAACAAGAUCUUAGAACAUCACCAGACCUUAAGGCACAUUCGAAGCAGUGUCACCCACAGCAGCAUACGGGAUGGUUUACUCAUUCUACACUACGGACUUGUACGAUCUCAUAAAUGAUGAUGGAUUCUCUCCCAUUAUCAAACAGUAAUGUAACUGGGGUUGUUUGUGACACCAGACAUAAUGUAAUGUGGUCUACUUGGAAUUUGCACUGAUCAGCUCCAGAGUAGCUGGAAUCAGAGGCUGUCGGGCCAGCUUUGAAAGGAUGGCCACUUGGGGAUCACUACUGCAGUUCAGCAAAACAUUACAUCCUGUUGAUUACCUUAGUCUUAUCCUCUGAGCCUUGCAUCCUCUUCCUGCUCUGUAUCUGUUUAUGCAUCUGUAGUUUUUCAUCCUGCUGAGCUUGCACUACUGUAGGCUACUUAAAAAUUUGUAUGCGACACCAGUAUUAUCAGACAGCUUUAGCUGCACAUUAUGUCAUUGUUCAUUGAAAUGAGCUGUAAUAUUACAUCCAAACACUGACCACUAGUAACUCAGAACCGUAAUAAUGUCACCUCCAAGUAUUGGUCUUGACCAACUAUGACACACAGCUGCUGACCAUUGUAAUGUCAUGUGCUAUUACUGACUGUUGGGAUGUCGCAUCCUGGUAUUGACCACUGUGAUGUCAUGCCCUGUUACUGCCUGCGGUAAUGCCAUAUUUGGUACUGACUGAUGGUAAUGAGACUGCAAUAACACAAGUUAUUUGCAGUGACUGGAGCUGAUAUCAACACUAGGACCUUUCGCCUUUGUUUAGAGAACCGUGUGCAUUUUUUGAACUGUUCCAGAGAGUUUUUAGAUAUUUUUCACCAGUUUGUUAAAUUUUUUGCUGAAUAAUAACAUUCAAACGAAGUUG